Procambarus clarkii (red swamp crayfish) is the source of this 5817-nucleotide messenger RNA. Lineage: Eukaryota; Metazoa; Arthropoda; Malacostraca; Decapoda; Cambaridae. The record is from RefSeq and is a predicted model, not a curated record.
CUCCACAGUGCUAUACGGUACAUUCGUCAGCGACAGCAUUUGGUGAUUGUUUUCGGAGUUUACGACGUUUUUUAUGAAGGUCCCUACCUCGGUAGACGCCAACGUGAGGUAUGGACGAGGUGGAGGAUGCCCACAUGUGCCUCCGUUGUCGAGCAACUAUCGUUGGUUUGAAUAACUACGUUAGCCACCGGCGGGCGGGAUGCGCUCCCGCCGUCGCACAGAAAACGAAGCAUCGCCACCCACAGCAGCCAGACAAGGGUAGAGAGAGCUAUGAGAGGGAGGACUCAGGCAAGACCGGUGGUGGUGGUGGUGGUGGCCAGGAGACCGUAGUGCAGUACUCAUCCGCCAGCAAGACCUUUCAACGCGACGCCAAAUUUGCGAGCCAUGAGGAGUCUCAGGAGGCUUUGAGCCACCCGGAAGGAAAUGUUGACGGUGCCAAAUACGCGUCGUCAACCUCUGUGCAGCUGGGCAGUUGUUAUGUAAGGCAGCAGCAGCAGCAGCAGCAAGCAGCAGUGAUUUUGCCGGUGUCGAGAGCACAAGUGAGUCCCCUUCAUGAUUCAUACACCGUCAUGGAGGAGUUUACUUCUGCCUUGCCCCAGUCUCACUCAGAAUCUCAAAUCAGCAAUGGGCACUCCUCACUGAAGCGUAAGCACCAGGAAUCCUUGCGCCUAGGUCACACACAGACGCCCUCGCAGGCUCCCUUCACUAGUUACAGCGACCCUCUCUUGCCUCAUGGUCAGGAGUCCGCUAACAUAUCGCUUUUCAGGCAGUUUGACACCUUUAACGACCACAGUAAGAUCCAGCCAGAAGGAGAGUCCGAGUCUCACAGCGAAGCUAUAACUCUCUUUAAGGUUGCCUCUACGUCCUAUGAACUUGAAAGCCAAAAUUUUGAAUCGAGAUAUUCUGAAUUUUAUUCCCUUCAGCCUCCACCACAGGAGACUCUCCUGUCGGCAGUUCCAACACUCGAACAAUGCAAAGCUAAACAGGCAGCACAGAUACUUAUGAAAAUAGAAGAAAACCUUGAAAAUCAAAACACUAAGGAGAGAGAGCUAGACACGGAGAAAAGAAGUAAUCAAGAGCUAGGAGUCUCCGGAGCAGAGUUUAAAGAAGGUAAUCUCAAGUACAGCGAGCCUCAGUUGCCCUCCGGGAACGAACACACUGCUCAGGAAAACUCUGAACUUCGCCAAGACGACUUUCUCUCUUCACUUGAGCUGAGGAGCAGUGUCAAGGCACCUACGAAGAGACGACACGAAGGCGACGAGGAGCUCGAUGAAGAUGAGGACGACGACACAAGACCGCCUCAUCAUCACACUGGAGGUAAGUGGAGACCCGGCAGCCGACCACCUCCCUCUGUCGGCGGGAAGUGGAGGCCGUCCACACCAAAGAUUGAUCUGGAUGAAGAGGAGGACAUGGAGGACGAUGAUGCAGAGGAAGAUGACGACUCGCUAAUACCACCUCCUCCAUCACACACUAAAGGUAAGUGGCUUCCCGGCAAAAAAAGUCCACAUGAACGCCACACCAACUCUGACCUCCACCUCGUAGGCAUAAACAAGGCCUCAGGAAGGAAUAUAAUUAAAACCUCUAAAGUGAUUACUUCAUCAACAAUAUCUAGCAGACCAGUCAGAUCAAAGAAGUUGGAAGCACAGAGCUUCCUAAAGUCAACCAUUGCACAGAUGAAGAGCAGAAAAAUUGUGUCUUCUGGUGAGAAGAACAAGAUCCAGACGUCAAAGCGGACCAAUAUGCCCAAAAGUACAAAUGAAGCGCUUGUAGACAAGACGUUGCCAUGUGUUAAGCAGGAAGUGAAGAAAGAAGCUAACGUGGACGAAGAGGAAGAAGUACAAAAAGUGUCAGUGGUGACCCCAAAACUUCUGUGCCCCAUCUGCAAGCUGUCUUUCGGAGAACCUUACACCGCGCUGCACAUCGCCUCUCUGGCGCACAUCCACAACGAGCUGGAGUAUAAGCAGAACACAUGUGACGAAAUUGAUGACAAUUUUAAUCAAAUAAUACUCAAUAAUUUUAGCGCAAUUUUAAAAACGUCACCAUUUAUGUGUAGUGAGUGCAAGUUCUACUGCAACUUGCAAGAAGAUUUUUUUACUCACAUGAAAACACAUGUUGCUGGCCCUGAAGACGAUGAGGUGAAGACCUUGUAUGUAUGUUCCGCUUGUACUGACGAAGAUGAGAUGCAACUCUCUGGGGUUCUCCGGCACCUGCAAACACCUCAUCAUCUAGACAACGCACGAGACACGGUGCUGCAGGCGCGACAAGUAAUAUUAAGCAGCAGGACGGCGGUAGUAUGUCCGCUGGGAGACGGAGCCUUCAGGUACCGGCGGCAGUACCGUACCCAUUGCAGGAUUCAUCACAAAGACUCCAGCUUUCAGGCCAGUGAUCAACGAAGCCUUCGCUGCCCUCACUGUACCUUCAAGGCAUUACGUGAGCGACAAAUUCGUGCUCAUAUCAGAGAGACCCACGAGAAUAAGAAUGGUAAAAGUACAUCUUACCACUGUUUCGUCUGCGGCCUCGCCUUUUCCACCCAUCGUCAGGCGGAAUUACACAGGCGGUCGGCCGAGCACCGGGCAACCCUAGAGCGCCAGAGUGGCAUGUCUGUGGUGAGGACCUGCAGCCUCUGCUACGAGGAGCUGGAGGACCUCCCCGCUUUGCGGCGACACAUGUGCCAGGAGCACAAGAAAGACAGCACACCUUGCCACUUGUGUGGCGUGGUACCUCCACUCCGCUCCGAUCUAGCACAGCAUCAGCGAUUCUGUUCCGGCGUCCCGCAGGAUCUGACAGGUGAUCAUAAGUGCGACUUGUGCAACUUUAAGAAUGACCUGCUAGCUCACGUGUUGGCACACAAGACUCUCACGCACGGUCAGCGUGGUCCCGACACGCGUUAUGUCUGCCAUAUAUGUAAGACCAAUCUACGGCUCUCCUCCGUCAAGGGCCACAUGCUGAGCCACAGUAACGAGUGGCCGUAUGCCUGUCACCUCUGCUCCAGGAAGUUCCCGCAACAGCUGUGGCUGGAGAGACACCUGACCAUGGUCCACACUCAGAGUGACGGCUCUCGGGCCAACCAUGCCCCCGCUCUCUGCCACACCUGCGGCAAAACACUUCUUAACAGAUGGCACCUGCACCGCCACACGCAGGAGGCCCACACCCACGCCCCUCCCUCCCCACCUUCAGACAAAGGCUCCCAGGCAGACUCUGAACCCAAGUCGUGCCAUAGGUCGUGCUUGAGGAGCCGCAGGGGUAAAAGGCUCCCACCGCCUCCUUCGCUGCUGUGCGACGUGUGUGGGGUCCAGUGUGAGACCUGCAACAAGCUUAAGGUUCACCGGCAGGGCCACAAGCAGAGUGCAGGAGACGAGUAUGGGUGUCCUCACUGUAACUACACCACGGCCCGCCUCCCACACCUCCGCCGACACCUGCGCCUCCACACCGGCUCCACACCCUUCUCCUGCCCCUACUGCGCCUACGUCUGUAAUAAUCAGGAGAACUUGCGCAAGCAUAUGUUGAAGACCAAGCGUCACCCUGGCAGGUUCAUGUACGAGUGUCGGCUGUGUGACAGUAGUCAAGACCCUGAAGCAACCUAUGAUAAAGUCCCGGUCUCCGAGUCCAACCUUGAGUCCGCUCAGACUCUAAAUCUUGACUCGUCUCCCUCUCAGCCUCUCAAUCUUGGCGUGUCUACCUCUCAGCCUCUCAAUCUUGGCGUGUCUACCUCUCUACCUCUCAGUCUUGGAGUGUCUAUUUCUGAGCCUAUCAAUAUUGGCGCGUCAACAUCUCACACUUUAACUAUUGGUUCCACAACUUCUCAGUCUCUCAACUUUGGUUCUCCCAAUUCUCAGUCUCUAAAUCUAGCAUCACCCAUCACUCAAGCACUUAAUCUUUGUCCGUCCACUUCUCAGGUCCUUAAUCUUGGAUCAUCCCCAUCUCAUUGCUUUCAUUCUGGAACAUCAUCCACCCAACCCCUCGAGCCCGGAAACUCAAAAACCCUGGAUUUUUGUGUUCCCAAGUCUAUGGACAUUGACGAAUCUCAGUCUCUGUGUGAAGGAGAACCACUCUGCUUUAGCAGUAAAGAGUCUUCAAGUCUGAGUUCCAAAAACGACCGGUUACUUGAGUGUGACGUCUUCAAGAGCAACUACGCCACAGAGUUCCAGGCGCACCUUCUGGAAAAGCACAGGAAAGUCUUCGAGACUAAAGAUGAUGUGACGAGUCACAUCAGGAGUUACUACCGGCCCGAGGACGACACCACCGUUACCAACACCCCGCUCCCCUUCGUCCACAAGAAGCGACACAGUCGGCGGUCAGUUGACCCCAGCGUCAAGAGUGAGGACCAGGAGGAGGAGGAGGAGGAGGACCCGGGCAGCGAGGACACGGUGGAGGGCGAGGAGGACGUCCUCUCCCAGACCCCACCCUCCGGGCACCAGCUGGAGUACGUGGCCCAGCACGGAGUCCCCGAGGACGAGCACGGGCAGGCCACGGAGGUGGUGGAGGAGGAGGUGGGGGCAGGAAGCGCCGGGGAGCUGCCCGGGAGAGGAGGAACAACGUCUGGGAACUUCCACCUUGAAGCAGAAGUUAGAGACGAGCUUGGACGCCAGUUCCCUGCAGGAGCAGCCAAUCGAGGGACGCGGUUUUACCUGCGCGCCCCCAACCGUCCCUACAUCCUCAGGCCUAACCCAACCCAGGGGGUGGCGCCCCAUCCACUGAGGAUAGUGAUCCAGCACCUGCCUGAAGGAGGCGCAGGCGAGGGAGAGGACGACGACGGGACACGUCAUGUGAUCCUCAUCCUUCCGGAUAAAGAAGUGGACCAGCCUGAGGACGUGGCCGCCUUCCUGCCCACGCUCGGCCUCACCACAUCCCCCUCCGACUGCAUCUCCAUCGCCACACUCCAGCCUAAGCACCUUCAGCACCACCUUCACCACCCUAGCCAACAGCUGCAGACCACAAUCCAUGAGCACCACAUGGUGGAAGGAACCUCUUGCGGCCACCCACAGGAUGCCAGGAACCCGGCUGAAGGGACAGUUAUUGUCCCGUCGGAUCAGGUGAUGGCCUUAGAGUCACAGGUAGUGGCGGAUGCUGCUCUAAUAGCAGGAGAGCCAAGUGUCUCUACCCAGCACGAUAAUGCGAUGGUGUUGUGCUCGCAAAGGAAUCGGCUUCAGCAGCAGCAAGUCCUUCACGCAACGCACGUAUUUAAUCCUCUGCAAGUUGUGGCCGAGGCUGCAGAAGUGCUGACGCAAGGUGAGGACACGAGUAUUAACCGUCAGGCGCAUGAGGUUCUGCCUCACGCUUCAUGUGCUCACGAGGUACUUACUCAAACUACAGUAAAUCAAGAGGCUUUAAGGCACGCUGCAGUAACUCAAGAGAUUCUGAAUCAGCCUCAAAUUACUGGCAAAGCCCUGAAUGAGCCUCAAGAAGCUCUGUGCCAGACUCCCGUUGCGCAAGACAUUCUAACUCAUUCUUCAGUCACCCAAGAUAUUCUAACACAGCCUUCUGGUGUACAGGACUCUCGACUCCUGGAAGCAACAAUAUUUGAGGCAGAGGGAGGUGUGCAACAAGGGGCAUCCAGCCAAGCACAAGACGCACCCGCCAUCUUGCAGCAAGAUGAAUCUUUGGACUUCGUGGAGGGGCGGGUGGUACCUCCAGGGGGCCAAGCCAAACGUCACGGCGAUGAAGCAGGCGCCGGUGAAAUCAUAUACUCCUUCACUCUGCAGUAGAUGCAUUGGACAAACUCUCUCCGGUGAAAUUCCAAGGUGUCAGAAGGGAUGCAUUAAUACUGAAGCAAUAGGGAAAAUUUUGUUCAGUAUUUUAAUGCGAAUUUUCUUGAAU